This is a messenger RNA of Stegastes partitus (bicolor damselfish), 3172 nucleotides long. RefSeq names its product guanine nucleotide-binding protein subunit alpha-11-like. Gene Ontology annotation, molecular function: GTPase activity; G protein-coupled receptor binding; G-protein beta/gamma-subunit complex binding. Bases 227 to 1336 code for a protein of 369 amino acids. Gene Ontology annotation, biological process: phospholipase C-activating dopamine receptor signaling pathway; adenylate cyclase-modulating G protein-coupled receptor signaling pathway. NCBI's taxonomy places the organism in Eukaryota, Metazoa, Chordata, Actinopteri, Pomacentridae. The transcript has 7 exons. The record is from RefSeq and is a predicted model, not a curated record. Gene Ontology annotation, cellular component: heterotrimeric G-protein complex; cytoplasm.
GGUGGACUUUCCCGAGCGGCAGGUUGUUUCGUGCGAGCUGGAAUAAAAAGCUGCUCAAAGUGCGCCUCGAUGUGCGCCGAGGACGCUGUCGGUGCGCUCCGGGGACAGUAGCUGCGGAGGAUCCGGGACAGCGAGCAGGAACAUGGACCGCUGGGAGCAGCUCGUACCUGCUGGUCUCCAGGGAGUCUGACACCGAGGUUGGAGUCUGAUUCCAGGUUCUGGGGCGAUGGCGGGCUGCUGGCGAUGGUGCCACCGCACAUGCGUGUGCUGCCUGUCGGAGGAGGACAAGAAGACCGUCGCCGUGGACAAAGAGAUCAGGAAGAUCCUGAAGCAGCAGCGGAAGAAGGAGCAACGGGAGAUCAAGAUCCUGCUGCUGGGAACCGGGGAAAGCGGGAAAACCACCUUCAUCCGACAGAUGCGCAUCAUCCACGGCCAAGGCUUCUCCGAGGACCAGAGGAAGGCCUUCGCCAAAUGCAUCUUCCAGAACAUCUUCACCGCCAUGAAGGCCAUGACGGGAGCCAUGAUGACGCUCAGGAUCCCCUACUCCAACCGCGAGAACGAGGACUACGCCAGGUGGCUGCAGGACGUGAACACGGUUCAGGUCACUCAGCUGGAUCGACGAUACGUCGAAGCGAUCCGCCGCCUCUGGGCCGACUCGGGGAUACGGGUCUGCUACAGCCGGCGCUGCGAGUACCAGCUGCUGGACUCCACAGAGUACUACAUGAGCAACCUGGAGCGCAUCUCGGCUCCGGACUACAUCCCCACGGAGCAGGACGUGCUGCGGGUUCGCUUCCCCACCACGGGCAUCCACGACUACUCCUUCACCAUCAAGAACAUCACGCUCAGGAUUGUGGACGUGGGCGGUCAGAAGUCGGAGCGUCGGAAGUGGAUCCACUGCUUUGAAAACGUCACGUCCUUGAUCUUCCUGGCUUCCCUCAGCGAGUACGACCAGGUCCUGGAGGAGAGAGAGACCAUCGUAAGAGCACCGAUAAAAUCAGAGAAGCAUUUCCUACCACGUCAUUUACUGUCUGCUUUAGAACAAACGUACUUCAAGCAGCAGAAUCGUUUUAUUGAACUCAGAUUCAUCUUUUGGUUAUUUUUUUUUUGUGUCCUCUUCCGUCCCGGCGCAGGUCGGAGGCGGGACGCCGACGACGCCAAGAACUACAUCCGCAAGCUGUACGAGCAGCGCGCCAUCAACCCCGACAACAGGGAGGCGUGGAAGACCUUGUAUCCGCACUUCACCUGCGCCACCGACACCAGCAACAUCCGCCGGGUUUUCAGCGACAUCAAGGACACGGUGCUGCUCAAGUCGCUCAGGGACUACGGAGUCAUCUGAACCGUAACCGGGACAGAACAGAACACGGAGGAAAACUGGCUGGACUGUUGACUUGGAGCCAGAACAGGAGCGUCGGGUCAGCAGCUCUUCUUAAAGCUUCCUCCUCUUUUCAUGAAGAAGCAGGCGGGAAGAGAAGGUGUUUUUCUCCUCACCACCACCAUCUCUGCUCCUCCAAGCAUGAAGAUGUUUCAGGAGGAAUCACCCUCACUGCUCUCGGCUUGCAGCUUCCUCCUCCUCCACCCCAACCACGUUUUGAUUCCUUUCUUUUUUCGAGGCGUUUGGGUCAUCCAGUGACCGAACUGAUCUGUAACUGAAGCAGGAGAAGAGAUGCUGUGAAUGACCUUCUACAGGUGGAGACGGGGUCACGGCGGCGUCACACGGGUUUGAAACGCUUCAGGUGUUUCCAUCCAGGUGGAACAGGAGCUCACACGCACUCACAAGCAAACGCAGAAAGUUUAUGAGUUAGAACUGCUCUCCUGCAGAACCAACCAUUGAUCACCGUUAUCUCACGCUGCCAGUACUUCCUUCAUGUUAUCUGCACUCGGCUCGUCUGUCCGUUAACGUGCAGAAAGUCGGAGCAGCUUCUGGCGUCCCUCUGACAGCCGUGUGCGAUGACAUGCUAACGCCCGGCGACUCUUCUUCUGUGGUAAACGGUUUGUUAUGCAACUCCCCGCGUUGGAAAAAGAUAAAAUACAGGCUUUGUGUUUAAAAAGAGAAGAGAGGAGGGAACACAGCAGGAGAGUGGAUCUGCUGUCUGCCGUCGGUGAGUCACCAGAAACAAACCAGGACGGAUGGAAAGUUUAUAUUAAAGCGUGGAAGUUUGCAAAGAUUUAAGCCCAUUUUCCCGUUUAUUAACUUAUUUUUCCUGGUGUUUCUUUAGUCAAACAUACAUUAAGGAGGUAGAUCCACCUGCUGGAGACACUGAACCCUUUUCAUAGUGUUACCGGGUCUGCCUUAUCAACACGGUGUCCACGGUUUGUUCUGCCGCCCACUAGUGUCCAAAAAACAAAUCACCUUAAAGGCUGCGUCAUGCUUGAGCUACAAAAGCAUUUAUAAAACAGUAAAUUAUGCAAAAACAAACCACCAGAAAAGCCUUGGAGUGAAGUUUAAACCUUGAACUGUGAGUCUUAUCCUCCGUUUUUACCUUUCAGUUCCCGUAGCGCCCGGAGAAGCUGCACCACCUCCACCUCCAUCCGUCUUUAUUUAUUAUUCCUGUCGGCUAAAUACCAGAAAUUAAUGAAAAUAAACACCGCAAAUUUGAUCGCAGCUUUAAAAGGUCACACGUGAGCGAGCGGCGAGAUGUUUUCCUGCGAGGAAACGGCUCAGACUAAAUUAAAGACGGUGGGGAAAGUUUUUUCUAAACCCCACCAGCAGGUGAUCUGCUCUGCUGAGUAAAGGGUAAAGGAUAUUAAAGUGAGCUCGGAGGGAACUUUAUCAUCCUGAAGUGAGAGUUCUUCCCCCUCUGACUGGAACAUGUCUCUGAAACGAAGCGACCUGGACGUGACGCUGACGUUUGCUCACCGCCGUGCCUUCAUUCAGCGCCGUGGCUCAGAAACCUUUAGGAUGCCUUCAGACACACGUGUGUGAUUUUACUGUCCAUGAACUGAUGACUACUAUCCUGAUUGAUUUGUAACUGCUGUAUUUUGUAUUAUUAUUUCUGACCAGGAGCUCGUUUAUAACGGCGUCUCUGGAGGGUUUGCCAGUGAGCUGCUUUCUUCACUGGGAAACCUCCUCCUGAGCGGCGCCGGUGGAUGAUCUGGGGUAGACUCGGGUGGAGGACGUGGGCAAACACUGGGUUUUUUUCUAGUUAAUAUUAAAAGCAAACUUUUGAACACA